AUGUGCUUAGCCAGCACCUCCACAAGGUCGCUGGACCUUAUCUUGGAAAAGUACUGUAGGGCGAAAACUAUGGCGCAAUCCUCGAAGGAUUUAACGCCUGUCUCGCUGCCAAACUCUAACUUGGGUUCGCUAAACAGGCGACACGAAAGCUCCAAGCGCGGCGGUCCGGUAGCGUCAUCCAAGUAUGCCGACAUCAAACCGGAUGCGGAGGUGGGGUCCAAAGCAGACGAGUCACUGUUGUUUGCUUCCUUCUCUUCGGAGGGUGUAGCGAUGACAUCACCGGAAAGCGACUCUCUUCCAGCCGCAACGUCCGAUUCCGCUGGAGCGCUGUUCUUGGCGGCCUUACGGGCCUUGCGAUUCGAUACACUAGCAGACGCGCUUUCGAAUUCGGACAGUAGGUUCACGUUCAAAAAGUAA
This is a messenger RNA of Babesia ovata, 417 nucleotides long. RefSeq lists its product as uncharacterized. The transcript has a single exon. The record is from RefSeq and is a predicted model, not a curated record. Lineage: Eukaryota; Apicomplexa; Aconoidasida; Piroplasmida; Babesiidae. The coding region runs from base 1 to 417 and encodes 138 amino acids.